Molecule: messenger RNA, 8028 nt
Organism: Camelus dromedarius (Arabian camel)
Lineage: Eukaryota; Metazoa; Chordata; Mammalia; Artiodactyla; Camelidae
Product: zinc finger protein 471
Exons: 8
Coding region: 4703-6454 (583 amino acids)
Biological process (GO): negative regulation of transcription by RNA polymerase II
Cellular component (GO): nucleus
Molecular function (GO): DNA-binding transcription repressor activity, RNA polymerase II-specific; RNA polymerase II cis-regulatory region sequence-specific DNA binding
Source: RefSeq, a predicted model, not a curated record
UUAUUACGGAGACCUGAAUGUCUUGGUAUCCUGGCCAGCUAGGAGCCUGGACUCUGGUAGCCAGGGGCAGGUGCAGGACUCGGAGUGUCUGGGUUUGACAGAGAGCCCGGAUGCCCUAAACCGAAAGGCUGUGGCCUCUUCUCCUGGUGUCUUGGGUCUGGGAUGGAGCAGGGAGGUGCGUGGGGAAUAGAACGCGCAUGCGCUGGCGCCCGUGGAGGCGGGGCUUCAGCGCACUAGGUCUCUAGGGAUCCUAGAAGGCACCCGAGAGUAACGGAUACGCAUGCACACAAUGGCCCCUAGGGGCGUGGCUUUGUGUCCAUGGGAGCCGGAGGUGGGAAGGCUGCGCAGGCGCAUGGAGCACAUCGCCGCCGCUUUCUGGAGGCACAGAAGCAGUUCGGUUUACGGGGAAAGGUUUCCCUGGUGGUGUAUGGGGAGGGGCGCUCCGAGAGUCCCGGGUUGGGGUAGGGGUGGGCCGUCAGCGCCGGUGCGCCUGGUGGCUUGUUCCCCUGCAUGUUGUUUCUUUGUGUGGUUGUGGGAUUUGCUUCAGGCCUCUCUGGGUGUUUUGUUGAUGACUCUUAUGCGCUCUGCUCAUCAUUUGAUUUUUCAGAACUUGGGUUUGCUCACGGUGUUACUAAACCAGGUUGGUUUGCCUGAUGCGAGGUGCUGGCCAAGGCUGAAAUCCAGUGGGACCCUACGAUGCAAAAGCCCCCUGUGUUUUUUACUUCUUGUUUGUAGGGAAAAAGGCUUUAGUCCUCUAGGCCUUCCCCAAGGAGCAGGCACAAGUAAUUACUAACUAGAGAAGUGACGGAAUGCAGAAACAAAAAGCAGUCAAGCAAGAAAAGUAAUGAGAAAAUUCUAAGGAAAAGAUGUGAUUAAGUUGGACCCAGUGAAAGAUGAAUAGGAAUGAAUAUAAAUUCUACUUUAAAUUUGGAAAAUAUUCUACUUGAAAGUGAAUGUUUUUUGGUGAUGGUUGCAUAGCUAUAUGAAUAUAAUAGAAAUAAGUGAACCAUAAACUUAUAAUGGGAAAAUUUUAUGGGGUGCAAGUUGUACCACAAUAAAAUUGCUUUUUAAAAAAGGAAGAAAUAAAAAUUAAAAAAGAAAUGAAAGCUUAACCAAUAGUUCAGUGACCAAAUCGAGUUUUAAUUCCUCCUUAAAGGAUAUACAUAAUAAUCUGGCGCAUAUUUUUUCUUUUGGAAGGGGCACCGAGAUAUAAGGGUGCAUAACUUUGAGUUCUUCUGCAGAAAUCGACACCCUCCCCACCUGGUGGAGGAUGGUGAUUACGUUCUGACCGCUAGCGCAUAGGCCCCAGAUUGGUUGGAACCAGAAGAUCGAUGAUGUUGACUCCCAAAAUACCACCCAGUUACCUCACCACCAACCAACCAGAAGGAAGUCCACAAGCUGAUCAAGCACCCUGUAACUCUUAUCCCUAAUGUCGCCUUUAUUUUAUUUAUUAAUUUUUUAAUUUAAGUACAGUCAGUUUACAACGUUGUGUCAAUUUCUGGUGUACAGCAUCAUGUUUCAGACAUCCGUAUAAAUACAUGUUUUUGUUUUCAUAUUCUUUCUCAUUAUAGGUUACUACAAGAUACUGAAUAUAGUUCCAUGUGCUAUUCAGCAGAAACUUGUUGUAUAUCUAUUUUAUAUACAGUAGUUAGUAUCUGCAAAUCUUGAACUCCCAAUUUAUCCUUCCCCACCCUUUCCACCCCUGGGGAAAUUUGAGCAGAUUUGAGGUUUUUUGGUUUUUUCAUAGUUCCUUUCUUCUCCUCAGCUCUGCAUUCACAAGACUCUUGUUCUUUAAGAGAGGGACCCUAUAAAGGGGACCAUGACCACUGGACUUCUGAAAAGCACAUCACAACCAAGACUUCACACUUCUCUCCAGGGCCUCGUGAGUAAGAAAGUGUUUGCCGUUUCAGCAGUCAGUGACAUUCACAAGAUGUGGCCAUCGACGUCUUCCAUGAAGAGUGGGGAUUCCUAAACCCAGCUCAGAGAGAAUUGCACACGGCCAUGAUGUCGGAGACCUACCAGAACCUGGUCUGGCUGGGCAUUUCCAUUUCCGAGCCCUACACAGCCUUCCUGUCGGAGCAAGGGACACAGCGCAGAGUGGUGCAGAGGCAAGACCUCCACCGGCAGCGUUUCUGUCAGCGGAGCAUGACAGGAGGCGUCCGCACACGUCCCCGGAAGGACUGGCGCCUUGGUCUGAGGGCGGAGUCGGCCGGAGAGAAUGCCUGCCUCUGUUCGCGUCGGCGCGCUCACAUGCGCGUUUUCACAGCGGGACUGUGUUUCAGGAAGAGCGUCCAAGAGGAAACACACCGAUGUGAAAUAGUGACGAAGGACGCAGGCGGCACCCGGAGAGACUCGGAAAAAGCCUCCCCCUCUGGCCCCAACCCCGACGGGCCUUCCCGUCCACCGGAGAGACGCUGGCGGCGCCACGAGUGUGGGAAGGCCUGCGGCCGCCGGGCCACUCUGCUCAGCAUCCGGUCGGCAGGGGGGAGACCGUGAGUGCGGAAGGCCCUCGACCAGAGCGCCCACCUCUCGGAGCACCAGCCCCCCUCACCCGGGAGGAGGCCCUCGGGCGCAGCGGGUGCGGGAAGGCCUUCCGCUGCCCGCGGGCCUCACGCGUCACGGGAGCCCUCGCGGGGGCGGGGGCAAGCCCUGCACGGGCCAGGCCCGCAGCUAAGCCUCCCCCGGAGCGCGCAGCGCGUCAGGCACCAGGGGUUCAUUCCGGGGAAAGGCCUGCGGAGGCAGCAGCGGCAGCACGUCCUUCACCGGCUGUCUUCGCCGCUUGAGCAUCAGAGGACUCACCCCGGAGAGAAGCCCUGCCGGCGCCAGGGCUGCGGGAAGGCCUUUCGCCCGGCGGUGCAGCCCCCUCAACGCCGGAGAGUCCACCCCGGCGAGAAGGCCCGGGCGAGUAAGGAACGUGGGAGAGCCUCCACCUGCGGGUCCCCUUCGUGUGUCCAGGAGGCGUCACACGGGAGAACGGCCCUACGAGGGCCAGGUGUGCGGGAAAACCUUCAGCGGCCACUCUUCCCAGGUCACGCACGAUCGGACUCGGCGGAGUGACGCCCUUCGGCUGCCCCACGAGCUGGAAGGCCUUUAACACGUCCUCCUCCUCGUCUACAAGGGUGUUCAUCCCGGGGAAAGCCCUUCGGGGCCCCAGUGUGGGGAGUCCUUCAGGUGCAGGUGCCACCUUACUCGACAUCAGCGUGUCCGUUCUAGAGAUUAACCAGAGCCGGCUGGACUGGAGGACGGUGCUGUUCCAGUCACCGAACGAAGAUCUGGGCAGCACGCAGCCAGCAGUUGGCACUGACUGUUUCAGGAGGCAGUUUAUUUACAAGGGCUCAAGAAUCACCAACAGAUGGGGUGGCAACGAACCCACUUUGGAAAAGGCAAGUUCAGUUUAAGAGCUCAUCUAGCGGCAGAGGAUAUAGCUCAAGAGGUAGAGUGCGUGCUUAACAUGCACCAGGUCCCGGGUUCAAUCCCCAGUGCCUCCAUUAAAAGUAGUAGUAAUAAUAAUAAUUAAAUAAAUAAAACUCCUUCCUUCCCCACCUCCUCCCAAAAAGCAGGAGGUGAAACCACUGUCCUGUGACUGUUCACCCAUGACCAGCAACACUUUCCAAACCGACCCCUGGUUUGUGUCACCUCCCAUUUAUCGUCCUAAAGCCAAGUUUACAAUGCUGGUGUGCUGACAGCCAGAGAUGAGGCAAAGAGAUCACCUCUUGGCUUUUGUCCUGGCAGGAGAGACACUGUGUCUUCAAACCCAAUGGAGAACUCCCCUCCCAUGGGAGAGCCUUGGGUGUUGUACAAUGUGAAAGAAAGACGGGCAGCUAUGACUUAAUGCUCUGCAUCCUACAAAUGGCGGUACCCAUGUUGUUCCAUGUUUAGCUUAGAAUUGCCCGACCAGCGUCCCUUCCUGAACUCUCCCUCCCUUCAGCUGCUGUGUUCUCAAGAUCUUAUCACUGUGUCUGUCACCUUUGAACAAGGAUAGAAGGACCAGCACAAAGGAACAGCACCAGGAUGGAUAGAAGGGUAUCAGAUAGAUGUUAGCAGAUGUUCCUUAACUGAGCUCACAGGAGUUUUUUUUUCUUUUUCCUUGAUUUUCUAUUACACGUUCAUGCAAAAGCAUUUAUAAAAAGCAUGAUGGGGAGGGUAUAGCUCAGCGGUGGAGUGCCUGCCUAGCAUGCGUGAGGUCCUGGGUUCAAUCUCCAGUACCUCCGUCAAAAAUAAACCAACCUAAUUACCUCACCACCACCCCCAAAAAAUAAGAAAAUAAUUUACCAUUUGGGAAAAUGUGUGUAUUUCUGCCAACGUGGGGUACCCUGAUAUUCACAAGGCUGGCACAACAGAAGAAAGAAGCAUUUUUAUGUUGGGAUUUGCUAAGCUUUGACGUGACAGAAGCAGGGGUGGUGAAACAGCGCCCCUUCCGGGCAGCUUUCGGAAUCACAUUGUCUUGAUGAUCGCGGUAGCCUAUCGCAAACGCUGGGAGAGAGAGCAAGGACCCGUUCUGCCGGUUUGUUGGUUGAUUAAAUUUCUCGUGAUUCUGUGUGUGGAGCGUUCGCAUUGUAUCCGGGGAACGUCGACUCUGAUCUGUGUGAUUCGGCUGGUAUUGAACCUCCGGGACCCUGCACAGGGCUCGGACGGCUGAGAAGCCUUGCCCUCCCAGGACACCGCUGUUCUCCAAGAAAGAAGCCAGGAAGAGACAGUGGAAAUGACAGUUGAAUUAGUGAAAGCCAUACCCCAGGACUUGGUGUCAUUCAAGGAUGUGGCAGUAGACUUUUCCCAGGAGGAAUGGGAAUGGCUGAGCCCUGCUCAGAGAAGACUGUACAGGAGGAUGAUGAUGGAGAACUAUCAGAACCUGCUGUCUCUGGGACUUUGUACCUCUAAGCCAUAUGUCAUCUCCUUAUUGGAACAAGGGAAGGAGCCUUGGGGGAUGAAGAGUGAGGUGAGAAACUCAUUCUCAGAUUGGGACUCUAUCUGUGAGACACAGGAGUUCCCUCGGAAGCAAUUUGUAUGUGAUGAUGUGUUAGUGGAGAGAAGUACGAGCUGUGGACUUGAGUGUCCCACUUUUGGAGGAAAUCAGAAAUGUGAAGAUCUUUUCAAGAGGCAGUUGGUAAGCCAAGAGACAGUUACUAGGCAAGAAGCAAUCACUCAUAAACAAACCCUCACUGUGGAAACAGACCACAAAUGUAACAACUCUUGGAAGCUUGUCCCUCUAGACAAUGUAGAAGAGAAUGUUUAUAAUCACAACUCAGAUAAAAAAAUGUUUUCCAAAAAUUCCAUGGUAGUAAAACACAAGAAAGUCUCUGCAGGAAAGAAGCUUUUUAAAUGUAAUGACUGUGGGAAAACCUUCACCCAGAAGUCAUCCCUCACUCUCCAUCAGAGAAUUCAUACUGGGGAAAAACCAUACAGGUGUCAGGAAUGUGGGAAAGCCUUCACCCAGAGUCCACACCUUGCCCAGCACCGCCAAAUGCAUACUGGAGAGAGACUCUUUGAAUGCAAGGAAUGCAAGAAAUCCUUCAUCCUCAACAUACACCUUACUCAACAUCAGAGAAUUCACACUGGAGAAAAACCAUACAAAUGUAAGGAGUGUAGAAAAGCCUUCACCCAGCUUGCACACCUUGCUCAGCACCAGAGAACCCAUACUAGGGAGAAGCCCUACAAAUGUAAGGAAUGUGGGAAGUUCUGCAGUACUGGCUCAUCCUUUGCCCAACAUCAGAGAUGUCACAGCCACAAGAAGCCCUAUGAAUAUGCUGAUUGUGGGAAGGCCCUCAGGGAUUGCAUCCGACUUGCUCAGCACAGAAUUCACACUGGAGAGAAAUUCUGCAGUCGUGACAAGUGUGGAAAAAUCUUCUGCUACAGCUCACCCCUGACUGCCUAUCAGAGAAUUCAGACAGGAGAGAAACCGUGCAGCCGUGAUGUUGGUCAAAAAGCCUUCAGCCAUCGCAGGUUACUCACUCAGCAUCAAAGAAUGCGUUCUAGAGAGAAGCCCUACAAAUGCAGGGAAUGUGGGAAAGCCUUCAGGAAGAGUGUACAUCUGAGGAUUCAUAAUGGUGAGAAACCCUAUGAAUGUAGUGUGUGUGGUAAAUCCUUUAGCCAGCAGAAUUACCUUACUGUCCAUCAGAGAAUUCAUUCUGGAGAAAAGCCCUAUGAAUGUAAGGAAUGUGGGAAACCCUUCAGGCAGUCGGCACACCUUGCUCAACAUAGGCGGAUCCACACAGGAGAGAGACCAUAUGAAUGUGAGGAAUGUGGGAAUGUCUUCAGACAAAGUGGACAACUUACUCAGCAUCGGAAAGUCCAUGCUGCACGGUCAUCGCAGGCCCCCAGCUCUUCCUCACUCCGUCUGUUGCUGGGUUCUGUGGCUACAGCUGCUGAAGGGUUUGGGAAUUCAUCCAUGUUUUUCACUUCUCACUGCCCUUGUCCAAAACACAGUCAUUUCACCCGGACUGUUCCAGGUGUCUAAAAACUGGUCUUUCUGCAUCUCUUUUGUCCCCUUGAAGGUCAUUCUCCACACCACUGCCACAGGAGUCUUUUCAAAAUGUAAAUGUAGUCAAAUGAUGCUUAAAGCCUUGCUGUGACAUUUUAAAUUACUUGAUGCCUUGAGUAAAUUGUAAAUUGCUGAGUACAAAGUGCUCCGCAUAGCGCCUUACGUGCUGCACACACGUUAGCUCAGUACCCUUCUGAGUCUGCUCGAAAGUCAGCUUUAAACCAUGAGCUCUGGAAGGCGGCAUAGCUACCAGGGGGUCAUAACAGUUUUGGGGACAGAAAUUUUUUCUUAACGUGAAUGACGGGCAUUAGAAUGUGGUAUGUUUCAAGCUUGAUAUCAUCACAAAACAUAACGGCUUUCUCCUGACUCAGGUGUGUUCCUUUGCUGGUGAGAAAAUUCAGCAUGACCCAUGACCUGAUAACCUAGAAAAUGUUUUAGGUAGUGUCUAGAGCUCUGGAUAAGACUGGAACAGAAGAAUUAGAAUUUACUGAGAAGAAGGUAAGACUAUAUUUACUCAGGGCAAGAAAUUAAAAUUUCUAAUGUUUAAAGUGGAAGGAGCAGAGAACUUGAAUAGUCUAGCCCUCUUUUAAGACACCUGGGUUCACAGAUUAAUUAUCAACCUUUAAGGAACCAUCAUUCAGCUGUUGAAGAGGAUCGAAAAAAAUAUAAUGGAAUAUUUUGAAGUAUUUGUAAUACUUCUUUCAUGAGGCUAAUUCAACUCUGAUAUCAAACCCAGAAAAAAAUGAAAUUACAGAUGAAUUUACUCUAUAUGGUUAUAUAUAGGAAGGAAAUUACUAACUUAUUGAAGGAGAACAGAGGUUCUGAGUAACUGGAGAGCCAUACAUGUUUUGAGAUGGAAGUUUCAGUGUUGUAAAAAUGUCUCUACAUUCCAUCAGUUCCAGUCACAGUCCUGUAGAAUAUUUUCAGAUUGACGCUUUUGUUCUCGAAAUCAUAUAGAACGGCAAAUAGGUGAGCAUCACAAGGAAAUUUUGGGGGAAAAAAUCAUUUACCUGUGAAUUUAGUUUAUUGCAAAAAUAGUAUUCUGGACUUUUCAUUGGGAGAGAUGGAUUCUUUAAAUGAUGUUUGACAAUUAGUAAUCUGAUUGGAAAUAAAGUCAGAUCCACAUUCCACCCCUUAACAGAGAAGUUUAUUCAACAUGGAUUAAAUGCGGUGCCAACUGGUACCUGCUGAGGACCUGCAUCUCCCCCAGACUUCCAGCUCCUUGGCUGCUCCUCUUUGGAAGACAAAGUGCAUCUUCUCCUGACAUGUGUUUGCCUUAGCAGAAUUAAUAGCCCUGGGAAAUAACUAACCUCACCCAAGCUCAGGCUGACUUAUGUCAGCCCAUGUCUCCAUCUUACUGGAGUCAUAAAUCCACAAUCCUCCCGUGUACCAAAGCCCCUACCUCACCUGUAACCAAACACCUGUUUCCCUUUCCUUUUGUGUUCACAGCCCCUUCCCCAAUAAAAGACGGUGCACACUCAACCCAGCACUCACACAGCCACCUCUCAUCUGUGUGGCCCACUGUUGCCUGUGGCAGCACAUCUAUUAAA